UCAUGCUUGCUCCAGCACCGGGGAUUGCACCGCUCCCUCAACGCUGUUUUCUCACCUCUGAAGGUUAUCAGAAUAACGUCAAAUCUUCACUCAACUGGAAAAUAUGAUGCUACUGCUGCCUGUGCAAUAUAUAUCUCUGUUUUCCUCCCUCCGCUAUAGAAACAGCUCCAAGCUCUGUCCAUGUUCAAGAAGUCCUAUCAGCUUUCAGUUGUGCUAGAUCCCAGGGAGCGUCCUGCUGACUCCACCUACAACAGCAAUGUCUACACCAACAACGACAGCUUAUCGGGAACAAUCGUCUUGACUGUUGCCAAACCCAUCAGAAUCAGCACUUUGGAGGUGUCUUUUGUUGGCCAUGCUGCUGUUGCUUUGUCUGAGUUUAUCACCACAAACAACAACUCCAACAACAUUGUUCUUUCUGGUCCUGCGAACAUGAUCAAUUACGAUAACAACUUCCUCAAUGAGAACAUAAUUCUUUUCCCUCCUAAUGACAUGAGAUCUGCUUUAUCUGUUACCAAUGCUGAAUCGAAGGAAAGCGAAAGUUGCCCAGGGACUCCUGAAACAAUUAAUUUCAUCGACAAUAACAAGAAAUACGAUUUCACUUUGAAUCCAGGAACAUACAACUACCCCUUCUCCUUCAAGAUACCUGUGAAGAUCAACUCCAUCCCUAAUGAGCUUUUACAAUAUAGAAGCACCUUUUUAACCCUAGACACUGAGUAUUCCACUGUCAAUGAUAAUGACAUGUUUCACUACUUGCCCCCUAGCUUUAUAUACACAACUGAUGACUCCUUCAUCAAGAUAUUAUACUACUUGAAAGUCGUUUUGAAGAGAGCCUCCAUUUUCAAAUUGAAUAAUAAAAUAUACAAGCCUAUAAGAUUCAGACCCAAAAACUUGUUUCUAAACUACGAAUUUCCUUGUCCUGAAACCUCGAUCUCAAAAUUUUAUUUUCUCAAUUUAUCGAAAUACUUGCCCAAAGAUCAUGAUCGCAAGAUCUUCCAUAUCAACGAAUACAUUUCCUCUAUUCACGAUUCAGCUCUACUUAACCCAAGUUUCAAUUUACAAAUCAAAUUCACCAACAAUCUAAAUUCUCGAAUAUUUAAACAUUUUGAUCCUUUAAAUAAUAAUUUUAAAGUUAACCUCUUAUUUAAAAUAUCAAACCAAUUAAUAGACACAUUUAAAACCUACGGUCUCAUUGACAUUAAAAAUGACUAUUACCUAUCUUUUAAAAAUCUUUUUAUUAAUGCAAUUAAAAUAAACCUAAUCUCAGUAACGACCUUAAAAGUAAAAUAUGUAAAACAAUCAAGAAAUGCCUCGGUUCCGAUUUAUUCUAAUGAUCAUCUAAAUCUCCCCCUAACAAACAUGUUCAAAAUAUAUACUCAAAAUGGGGAUUCCUCAACUAAUCCCGAAGAUUCUCUCGACCCUUCUUCUUUCACUAAUUCAAAUGUCUUCAAAUUCGAAAUUCCUAAUCAUUUCUUUGAAAACGAGAUAAUCAACUGCCAAAUACCCUCCUUUUUAGCUAAUGACGUCCAAAGAAAAUAUAAACUAAUGGUAGCAGUAGAUAUAUCAAAUUUAGAAGAUUUGUCUGAUUAUAAAAUUUAUAAAAAUAAACCAAUGUCUGAUCUGUCUCAAUGUUUUAUCUUAAAAUAUUUAUGCGUUGGUAGUGACAUAGUUUUGAUAAAUAACGAACCGAAUUCUAUUUACUCUACAGAAGAAAUUCAUGAUUUAUACAAUAGAUUAAAUAUUCAAACUCAUUAUCAAAAUGAUGAUGACUAUUUACCAAGUUACGAUGAUAGAUUUAACGAUAUCUUAGUUAACCAAAGCCAACAUUCAUAAUUUUGAAACAAAAACAAAAAAUUUACUAUCCAUUGUUUGGUUUUGCAAUCUAUUUCUGUUUUUUUAUUUUUUUAUCCUUCUCUCAAAGUCAAAAACUUUGUUUCAUUCAUAAUUCAUUCUUGUUUUAUUCCUGUUUUAUCUUUUUUAUGUUCUCUAAGCCUACAUUUAUAUUUCAUAAUGUCUAUUACAUUUGAAAAAUAGAUUUAAUCAU
This is a messenger RNA of Ascoidea rubescens DSM 1968, 2041 nucleotides long. RefSeq names its product Art10p (gene ART10). Gene Ontology annotation, biological process: ubiquitin-dependent endocytosis. NCBI's taxonomy places the organism in Eukaryota, Fungi, Ascomycota, Saccharomycetes, Ascoideales, Ascoideaceae. Gene Ontology annotation, molecular function: ubiquitin protein ligase binding; protein-macromolecule adaptor activity. Bases 181 to 1830 code for a protein of 549 amino acids. The transcript has a single exon. Gene Ontology annotation, cellular component: cytoplasm; plasma membrane; cytosol. The record is from RefSeq and is a predicted model, not a curated record.